CGCACGGCUGAGUGCAGACUCGGGUGAGGGUGCCCCCGCAGCAGACGCGGUUGCCACAUCGUGGCGAGGGGAGCAGUUGGCUCAAGGGCCCAAUCGGCCGCUUUUCGGCACGGCAGCCGCGCGGCAUCCGAGGAAGAGAGGAGCUGCCAGGAAGCAGCAUGGCGCGCCUCUGGUGGGCGGCAGCCCGGGCGCUGCUGGUGGUGGCGUGGCCGCGGCUCGAGCUCACCGCGGCGCACGACGCCGCUGGCUUGCCGUCUGCCGGCGAGCCGUCGGGAGGCCGGCACCGCGGGGCCCACGAUUAUCCGUACGACGCCGGGGCUGCAGCGGUGACCGGCGCUGCGGAGGAGUUGGCGAUGCUGUCGAGGCCGUCGAGCCGGCCGAGCAGGGAGCGCGACACGAAGCGUGGCCAGGAGACGCACUACCCGUACGCCGAUCUCAUAUCCGAGGCGGUGAGCUACUGCUAUGCCAGGCUCGUCCACUCCCCGGACUGCUGCAUAGACGAGCGCUUCGCACCGGGCGUCCGCAGCAGAAGCGUCCGCCGGCCAGGGACGGAGUGGCAUUGUGACAAGAAGCGCUGCUGGGACUCCGUGAAGGGACGCCGAGGCGACGACCUGCUGUGGACGCCUGAGGGCGCGACGUGCGCAGCGCCGCGCGUGCUGUUCAUCCACGGCGGCAGUUGGCAGUAUGGCUCGCCGAACACCCUGGGCUACGCGCAGGUCGGCUCCAAGCUCGCUGCGGCCGCAGGCGCGGUGGUCAUGCUCAACGACUACCCGCUUAACCCCAUGGGGAACUAUUCGCGGAUCGUCAAAUCCUCCCUCGAGACCCUGCACUGGCUCGCCGACCACGGCCCCGACGGCCGCCCAUGCGCCGCCGCAGCGCCACUCUUCGUGGCGGGCGAUUCGGCUGGCGGCGGCACAGCCCUGUCGCUGGUUCUGGAGCUCGCCCGCCUGCGGGGCACUCUCGGGCGCAGCGGGAGGGGGCUGGCUGGGGCCUUCUUCUGGAGCCCUUGGACGAACCUGAAGUGCAACACGCCAGAGUACUACUUCAACGCCUUUGCGAAGAUCAUGGACAAGCGCGAGGGCGCUGGCUUCGUGGGGGACAUCAUGUUUCAGGGGCGCCCGAGCCAGAACCUGGGCUGGUUCACCGCAAACGCCCGGAGCUACGUGGGGAACAACGAGUCCCUGCUCACGGACCCCAUUGCCUCACCCUUCCACGCCGACGGCAAAUACCUGUCCGGGCUGCCGCCCCUGUACUUCGCGGUCGGGGGUUCAGAGUCGAUCUUGGGCGACAGCGUCUCGGUGGCCCAGAGGGCCGCUGUGGAGGGCGUGGACGUGCACCUCGACAUACACGUGGGCAUGUGGCACGUGUUCCCGAUGUAUUCCGAGGGCUGCGGCAGUGGCCGCGAGCUCCGUCAAGGAGUGCACGCGCUGAACAUGACGGCCAGGUUCAUCCGCCACGUCUCGGAAACCGGCGUUCCGCCGUACAGGGUGAUCUUGCAGGCAUCUCCCCUGUCGGCAACCGCUAGCGGCGCUGUCGGCAAGAUGCCCUACACCAUGGUCAACUACGACCCUUUCGACCCGGCGGAAGCAACGCUCAAGGGGGACGGCGAGAAGUCCAUGGCCUCCUGGACCCUCGAGGCGAUGCCGAGCGGCCCGGAGGCCGGCAGCUCGCACGCAGUGCUGGCCGGCUGCCUCGGCACCCUUGUGGUCCAGGCGGCUGCCUACGGCCUCGGAACCGCGUGGCGCUCGGCGCGCGCGGCCCGCGUCGCUCCACGACACGCCGCGCUGCGCCCCUCUCUCCUCGAGGGCAUGGGGGGCCCCGCCCGGCCGUAGGCGGGCGGCCCGGAGCGGCCCUCCUCCCGCCGCGCACCUGCCGGCCCGUGGCCCCAGCGGGCGGCGGGGUGGCCGCUCCGCCCAUAUGGGGUGCGGCGCCCCCGGCCCCCUGGGCAGUGGCCCGGCGGGGCGGCGAAGGCACGCGGAGCCAGGGCUCGAGCUCUGCAGCGGCCGCUGCGGCCGCCCCGCCCGUUUGAAUUUUCUGGCGCUUCCGGGGCGGAGGUGCGCGGGCGCCUGCAGGAAGGGGUGUCCGGUGGGGUCCAGGCUUUUCGCUCUUCCAGUCCCAGCCGGCUCUGGUGCCACCCCGAUGCACCACCACUGCCCCCGCCUUCUCCUUUGUGGACCCACCACCUCCCCCCUCCCUUGCCCCCUCCAUCCCCCGUCCCCCACUCCGAGCUCCUAUCCCUCCCUCUCCGCGCCCACCUACUCUCGCAGCCGCCCUCCCUGCCACCUCCCUGCCCGGCCUGGGGCGUGCUGCGUCAGGGGGGAUGAGGGAAGAAGAGGCCGAGAGCUGCUGGCGUCGAAACAUGCAGGAAUGCGCGCUCUGGCGUGGAUACGCUUGGAACAUCGAAAGGCGUCGUAGCCAUUCCGCCUCUUCGAACGGAGGAGCGAUGAGCU
This is a messenger RNA of Prorocentrum cordatum, 2450 nucleotides long. Lineage: Eukaryota; Dinophyceae; Prorocentrales; Prorocentraceae. The record is from the annotation of a GenBank genome assembly.